Molecule: messenger RNA, 2831 nt
Organism: Lepisosteus oculatus (spotted gar)
Lineage: Eukaryota; Metazoa; Chordata; Actinopteri; Semionotiformes; Lepisosteidae
Gene: fkbp9
Product: FKBP prolyl isomerase 9
Cellular component (GO): endoplasmic reticulum
Molecular function (GO): peptidyl-prolyl cis-trans isomerase activity; calcium ion binding
Source: RefSeq, a predicted model, not a curated record
GCCUUCGAAUUCGUGACGACCUGGCAGAUGGACCACGAAGCGGCCAUCCAUCUUGACUCGGAUGAAAUUCAGAAACAUGUUCGUGCAGAUUUCCGGCCAGAGGAGAUGCUGGGCCGGUGCUACACGUUUACAAAUCUCUGAAGGGGGGGGAGGGAGGUUGCGUUUCAUUCAGUUCUGCGCUUUCGCUCCCAAACCGAGAGAGGCAGGAGCUACCGGGACAACAGGAGGAGCUGUGUGGAGCCACGGGGAGAGUGCUUAUCCGAGGACUGAUAGAGCCACAUAACGGUCCUAAUUCACCUAGACCUAGCUAACACCUUUUUAACUAAAGAAAGAGAAAAUGAGUUACGGGUUGCAGUCAAUGUUUUUUCUAGCGCUUUUGAUUGCUUUCGCCGCUUGCAACGCGCCGCCCGUUCCCUUGGACGACGUCGUGAUCGAGAAAACUUUCGUGCCGGACGAGUGCGUUCGGGCUGUUAAACCGGGGGACUUCGUGAGGUAUCACUACCACGGCACUUUCCCCGACAACAAGAAGUUUGAUUCCAGCUACGACAGGGGCUCGACCUAUAACGUGUAUGUGGGGAAGAAGCAGCUCAUCGAGGGGAUGGACAAGGGCCUGGUCGGAGCGUGUGUGAACGAGAGACGGCUCAUUAAAAUCCCUCCACAGAUGGCCUAUGGGAAGGAAGGCUAUGGUGAUGUCAUCCCUCCUGACUCCAUCCUCCACUUUGACGUGCUGAUGGUGGACAUCUGGAACCCCGAGGACAAAAUCCAGAUCCAGACCUACUACAAGCCCGAGAACUGCAGCCGCACCGUCCAGGUGUCCGACUUCGUGCGAUACCAUUACAAUGGGACUUUACUGGACGGCACCUUGUUUGACUCCAGCCACACCCGUCUGCACACGUACGACACCUACGUUGGAAUUGGUUGGCUGAUCGCUGGCAUGGACCAGGGGCUGCUGGGAAUGUGCGUGGGGGAGAAACGCGUCAUCACGGUGCCGCCCUUCCUCGGUUACGGCGAGAACGGAGACGGCAGUGACAUUCCCGGGCAGGCCUCUCUCGUUUUCGAUGUUGUCCUGCUGGACUUCCACAACCCUAAAGACAGCAUCGCCGUGGAGAAUCAGGUCGUUCCGGAGUCCUGCCCGAGGAAGAGCAAAUCCGGGGACUUCAUGAGAUACCAUUACAACGGCACUCUGCUGGACGGGACCCUCUUCGAUUCCAGCUAUUCCCGGAACCGCACCUACGACACCUACAUCGGGAAGGGCUACGUCAUCGCCGGCAUGGACGAGGGCUUGCUGGGAGUGUGUAUUGGGGAGAGAAGGAGGAUCAUUAUCCCGCCUCACCUGGCCUACGGUGAGGAGGGCACAGGUACCAAGAUUCCUGGUUCAGCUGUGCUGGUCUUUGACGUUCAUAUAAUCGACUUCCACAACCCGUCGGACUCGGUGGAGAUCAAAACCCUCUUCAAACCUGAUGACUGCAAAGUGCAGAGCAAGAAAGGAGACUUCGUCAAGUACCACUACAACGCCUCUCUGAUGGACGGGACCUUCAUCGACUCCACACACAGCUAUGGGAAAACGUACAACGUGGUGCUGGGCUCUGGGCAGGUGGUCCUGGGAAUGGAAAUGGGCCUGGAGGACAUGUGCGUGGGAGAGAAACGGACCCUCGUCAUCCCCCCACACCUGGGCUACGGGGAGAGAGGAGUUGAAGGAGAGGUGCCGGGCAGCGCGGUGCUCGUGUUCGACAUCGAGAUGGUGGAUAUGGAGGAGGGGCUGCCGGAGGGCUACAUGUUUAUCUGGAACAGCGAGGUGUCGGACGAUCUCUUCACCGAGAUGGACAAGAACAAGGAUGGACACGUGGACUCUACUGAGUUCUCGGACUACAUCCACCGCCAGGUGUCGACGGGCAAAGGGAGGCUGGCGCCGGGCUACGACGCGUACAGGAUAAUCGACAACAUGUUCUCCAACCAGGACCGCAACGGCGACGGCAAGAUCACAGCAGAGGAAUUCAAGCUGAAGGACCAGGAGACCAAAGAGCACGACGAGCUGUAGCCGGACGUCAGGCAACAGGCACGGGGGCGAAGGGAAAGCCUGAUGCAGGGUCUCAAGAACAUUUCCCUAUCUUUUUAAAAAAAUCAUUUUUCAGUUUCAGAUAUUUCAGCAGGGAUUCCAAAGUCCGGUUCAGUUUUGCUUUUGGUUGUGCGAUUGGUUUUCUUUGAGGGGUUUGGGGUGGAAUGAUGGGGGGUGGAAUGAUAGGAGUGAACAGCUCUCUGAAUUGAUCACAAAGGUCUUCUACUGAUGUUCGCACAAGGCUUUGUCAAGAUCAAUGGAUUAAGUAGGAAAUACAUCGGGUUUUUUUUUUUUUUUUUCAGGUCAUGCAAGCUCUUGACAAUUUAAAUGGAAAAUAAUUCAAGCAAGCCCACCUGUAGACGUGGUGGUUUUAAAGCAACAAGAAAAUGUUGGCAAAACAAGACUUGUUGCAUUAACGUACGUUAGUCAAAACUUGCAGGAGCGCAUACAAAUAGCAUCGCUGUCAGGUCUAUGUCAGCUUUAUCAUCACUGGCAAACGGGAACUUAAAAGUUCACGCCAGAGAUGGAAAAAGCAGAAUUUGGUUUCCUACGUGCCAAGGUUUCAGAUUCUUCCUCUGGUCUCUUCGCCUGACAUGCUCGUAAGUGCUUCGACUACUGGAAGGGGAGGGUUGAGGAGCUCAGCAGCAGCCAGAUAAGCAGAAGGCCCACUACUGCCACAGUGGUGCCUGACCAGCAUGAUGGAGUGGGCGCAGCCCUGUCACAGUGCUGUUGAAGGCCCAGGCUGUGAGGCAGAAGCAGUGAUGAUGCAGCUCAG